Messenger RNA from Wickerhamiella sorbophila, 1599 nucleotides. RefSeq names its product T-complex protein 1 subunit delta. The transcript has a single exon. The record is from RefSeq and is a predicted model, not a curated record. Lineage: Eukaryota; Fungi; Ascomycota; Dipodascomycetes; Dipodascales; Trichomonascaceae. Gene Ontology annotation, cellular component: chaperonin-containing T-complex. Gene Ontology annotation, molecular function: ATP hydrolysis activity; ATP-dependent protein folding chaperone; ATP binding. Bases 1 to 1599 code for a protein of 532 amino acids. Gene Ontology annotation, biological process: protein folding.
AUGAGUGCUAAAGUAGCGCCACAGGUUAACAACAACAAGUUCCAAGAUAAGGAGAAGCCGACAGAGGUACGCAAAGCCAAUAUUCUGGCUGCGCGGUCUGUUGCCGAUGCUGUGCGCACCUCCCUGGGCCCUAAGGGUAUGGACAAAAUGGUGCAGACCAAAACCGGCGAGGUUAUCAUCACCAACGAUGGUGCCACUAUUCUGUCCCACAUGGCUGUGAUGCAUCCUGCUGCGCGUAUGCUGGUUAAUCUCUCGCAAGCCCAGGACUCUGAAGCUGGAGAUGGUACCACCUCGGUCGUUGUGCUCGCUGGUGCUCUUUUGGGAGCCAGUGAGCGACUCCUGAACAGGGCCAUUCAUCCGUCGAUUAUUGCUGAGUCUUUCCAGCGGGCUGCUCAGCGGGCUACUGAAAUCAUGCAGAAGAUGUCGCACCCCGUCGAUUUGGCUGACCGCAAACAGCUUGUGCAAGCGGCUACUACUUCUUUGAACUCUAAGAUCGUUUCUCAGCACUCUGGUAAGAUUGCUCCUAUGACCGUUGAUGCUGUGCUCAAGGUCGUAGACCCCUUGCAUCCUAAGAGUGUCGAUCUUCAAAAUAUUCGUAUCAUCAAAAAGCUUGGUGGCACGAUUGACGAUACCACUUUGAUUGAUGGCCUCGUUUUGCGCCAGAACGUUGUCAAGAGUGCUGGGGGUCCUGCUCGUGUUGAGAAGGCCAAGAUCGCCUUGAUUCAGUUCCAACUCUCUCCUCCCAAGCCUGAUUUGGAGAACCACGUUAUUGUCAACGAUUACCGUCAAAUGGAUAAGAUUCUCAAGGAAGAGCGUCAGUAUUUGCUCAACCUCUGCAAGACCAUCAAGAAGCACAAGUGUAACGUUGUUCUUAUCCAGAAAUCUAUUCUGCGCGAUGCCGUUAAUGACAUGGCCCUGCAUUUCAUGGCCAAGUUGGGUAUUAUGGUUGUCAAAGAUAUUGAGCGUGACGAGGUGGAGUUCAUCUGCAGAACUCUGGGCUGCAACCCCAUCGCCGACAUUGAAUCGUUCAGCGAGGAGCGUUUGGGAAGCGCCGAGCUCAUUCAGGAGGUCGAGCAGGCUGAGGCUAAGGUUUUGCAAAUUACUGGUAUCCCUACAAACGCCGAGCGGGCAGGUACCUGCUCUAUUGUGUGCCGUGGCUCCAACCAGUUGAUUUUAGACGAAACUGAGCGCAGUAUUCACGAUGCCUUGUGUGUCAUCCGCUGCCUUGUUAAAGAACAGGCCUUGAUUGCUGGUGGCGGUGCACCCGAGAUUGAGGUUUCUAUGAACUUGUCGAAGGAGGCUGAUGCCCUUGGUGGUGUUGAAGCAGUUUGCUGGCAAGAAUAUGCUCAGGCCCUCGAGGUUAUCCCCACCACUUUAGCCGAAAACGCUGGUAUCAACUCCAUUGAGGCCGUCACAGAGCUCCGUAACAAACAUGCUCUGGGAGAGGUCACUACAGGUAUCUCUGUUCGCCGUGGCACCGCAGAUAUUACAGUGGAGAACGUCUUUCAGCCUCUGCUUGUCAAUACAUCUGCAAUCACACUUGCCUCAGAGACUGUAAAGAGCAUUUUGCGUAUUGACGAUAUCCAAUUUAGCCGUUGA